Messenger RNA from Nasonia vitripennis (jewel wasp), 1444 nucleotides. Its product is annotated as ankyrin-1-like. The transcript has 3 exons. The record is from RefSeq and is a predicted model, not a curated record. NCBI's taxonomy places the organism in Eukaryota, Metazoa, Arthropoda, Insecta, Hymenoptera, Pteromalidae. Bases 107 to 1282 code for a protein of 391 amino acids. Gene Ontology annotation, molecular function: protein binding.
CUCAACCAAGUUGUUUGAAGAGCAAUAGCGAUCUAUCGAAGCAUUUCGUAAGUUAUUUCAAGUUCAAUUUUCUGACUGCGCUCGAGAAAUACAAGCCUAGUGAAGUAUGGAGUUUUAUAUGAUGCCGGUUAUUUCCUACGCCCAGCCGACAUGCAUCAGCCGUCUUAGAAAUAUAGCAUGCAGAAAAGAAUUUAAGUUAUGUGAAUGGAUGAAAAAAGUGCCAAUUACUCGUCUCAAGCAGCGUCUUGAACAUACAUAUAUACUCAAUCAAAGAUGUAACUGCUGCGGAGAGUCGCCCCUGCAUGUGGCCGUUAGGCUCGACUCUGUAGAGAUCUUGAAUUUGCUGGCCAUCAACAAAGCCAGAUUCAAUAAAGUUAAUAACUGUGGAGAGACAGCCCUCCACGUCGCAUGCAAUAUUAAUAACGAGAAUAUGGCGGCUCGUCUCCUGGACCUCCGCGCAAGCCCAUACAGAGCAAAUCACAACGGCGAAACGUGUAUGGAAGUCUGCUUGAGAAAAGGCCACAUCGAAGUGGCAGAGACGAUUCUGAGAAAAACCAAGGCCGAUCUGAUGUUCCGUGAUCCUGAGGAUUAUUUACUCAUGGCCACACGUGCUGGAUCCAAGGACUUCGUAGGGCUUUUCCUGGAUUUUAAAGCAAACAUCGACGCAGUGGAUCCAAAAGGAAACAACGCCAUUUCGCUGGCAGUCGAGCUGGGCUACGAGGACGUCUUGGACUGCCUCCUGAAGCGUGGCGCCGACACCACGCGCACCUACACAGGUCAAAAUAACACGUUACUGCACAUUGCCUGCAAGCAGGGUCGCCAAGACAUCGUAAAGAAGCUACUACUAGCUGGAGCACCGGUUAACCAGCUGAACACUAAGCAUGAAACCCCACUACACGUGGCAGUAAAGCACUCGUCACUCUGCAUCAUCCACAUGCUGCUGACAUCCGGGUCGAAUCUCGAGGCUAGGGACCUUUUGCAACUCACACCUCUGCAUAACGCAAUAAUGCUCAACAAGACAAUGACGGCUAAAUAUCUGCUCAGUCACGGAGCCAGUACGACAGCAGCCGUAACGCCACUCAUAAAAGCGAUGGAGGAAAAGUACUUUGAGAUGGUCAAGCUGAUCGUCUGCAGCGGCAUCGGUCACCUCGAGCAGAAGGACGCCUUAGGUCGGACUAUCUUCGACGCGGCGGUCAAAUACGGAAACGCGGAUCUUAUAAAUUUUUUGUCCAAAGUAGCAACAGAAGCAGGAAUCAGUGCGUGUAAGCGUUUUGAAAAAUAGUUCGUAAUUGUAGCUUGUUAUUUUUAUUGAUACUGAUUUCUGAGCUUCUGCGAGCUCUUGUACGACGACACGGGAUAUCAACGGAGGUAUCCUACGACUUGUGAAUAUUUAAUGUAAAUAAGUGUGAUCCGCGUUUUCGUUUUGUAAUUUUGAUAAUUUAAG